AUGUCCUCGUCAUCUUCUCAUUACAAAUUCUUUUACAGGCCGAGUAGCCCGAAGAUCCAUAUCAACACGCAUACAGGUGCUACCCCAUUCCGAUACUCUUUCCCCAGAUGCGGACGGAAAUUAAAAGUAAAUUCCAAUAUGCGCGGGCAUUAUCGAAAUCGUUCCAAUCCUACUGCAGCUUCACUUUUCCCCUCCGGGUCUGCAUCCUUACGAUUUCCUUCUCUGCAUCCGUCUUCACAUCCAUAUCUGGCUGGUGACCCAGAAAUGCCAUCUGACUGUCAAUAG
Guyanagaster necrorhizus is the source of this 285-nucleotide messenger RNA. RefSeq lists its product as uncharacterized. NCBI's taxonomy places the organism in Eukaryota, Fungi, Basidiomycota, Agaricomycetes, Agaricales, Physalacriaceae. The transcript has 2 exons. The coding region runs from base 1 to 285 and encodes 94 amino acids. The record is from RefSeq and is a predicted model, not a curated record.